CGGCCCAGCUGGACGCCCCGCGAUGGCAGCCGGCAACAGUGGCGACUGGCACCGCUUCGAGGCCGCGCUUCGAAGAAGCCUCCGCCUCCUGCGGGACAGCCUGAGGGGGCGGGAGGGUCUCCCCGGCAGGGACGGCCGCGUGGAGGAGGCGGAGGAACCAGAGCAGCAGCCCAGCGCCUUGCAGGCCUUGCCGAUUGAGGCGAAGUUAUACAUUCUCUCCUUUCUGACAUCCAAAGAUUUGUGUCAUCUGGGAUGUACCAAUCACUACUGGCAGCUAACAGUACAGGAUCCCUUGCUCUGGAGAUACCUCCUCAUUCGAGAUCUCCCCUCUUGGCAUUCUAUUGACUGGAGGUCUCUCCCAAAAGCAGAUAUAUUUAACAGACCUUUCUCUGCACUGCAUGAAGGUACCGCAGCUGACUACAUGGCAAUCUAUAAAAAGUGUUCUUCUUGGAGGAAAAGACCUCUGAAACCCAGUUUAACACCUUAUGGAGCUGUUACUUCCAUUUUACGUUCACUGGCCAAACAAGAGCCCCGCUUUGCUAUGUUUGGUCCAGGACUGGAAGACUUGGAUGAAUCUUUGGUGCAUAACAUGAUGACAAGUCCAGAGAUUUUGCCACUCGCUGGUAUACCUCAGAGACAAAUUCAUGGAAUAGGAUCAGGAGUCACAUUUCUUUUUAAGAACCAAAAGAGAUUCAAUAUUUUGACGCUAUAUUCAAAGACCAGCAAGGAAAGACGCACAGCCAGAGAAGAGUCUGCCAAUCCCAUCAACAAGAUGUUCCACGAAAUAAGAAACAUGGACGGGACAAUGCAGUACAAUCCAAUUGAACACGUUAAAAACCUGUGCCAGUUGGUUGAUGGGUUUAUCUAUGUUGCAGAUGCUGAAGCCCACAAAAGUCAUAGCCGGCAGACUGAAGUUUCUCGGAUGGCUGCAAUGCUUAAUCCAGCUCUUGGACCUCCAGGGAGACCUGUGCUCAUCUUGUCCUGCAUUUCAAGCGCUGAGAUCAAGAGACUUCCUUGUAUUUACAUGGCACAUCAACUACAACUCCACUCACUCAGCCAGCCAUGGAUGGUCCAGGAUAUCGAAGCUGCAACCCUAGAUGGGCUGUUAGAUGGAAUUGAAUGUCUCUUGGGAGAAACUGGAGAUAACAAUGCCCAGUGACCGGAUAUGGCGAGACUGCCAAAAGACUGUAAUUCUUUAAAUGCCUCAAUUACAAGC
This is a messenger RNA of Heteronotia binoei (common prickly gecko), 1216 nucleotides long. RefSeq names its product F-box protein 4 (gene FBXO4). Gene Ontology annotation, molecular function: protein binding. NCBI's taxonomy places the organism in Eukaryota, Metazoa, Chordata, Lepidosauria, Squamata, Gekkonidae. Bases 23 to 1159 code for a protein of 378 amino acids. The transcript has 7 exons. Gene Ontology annotation, cellular component: SCF ubiquitin ligase complex. Gene Ontology annotation, biological process: protein polyubiquitination; SCF-dependent proteasomal ubiquitin-dependent protein catabolic process. The record is from RefSeq and is a predicted model, not a curated record.